Messenger RNA from Trypanosoma brucei brucei TREU927, 816 nucleotides. RefSeq names its product high mobility group protein, putative. Lineage: Eukaryota; Euglenozoa; Kinetoplastea; Trypanosomatida; Trypanosomatidae. The transcript has a single exon. The record is from RefSeq and is a predicted model, not a curated record. Bases 1 to 816 code for a protein of 271 amino acids.
AUGGCAACAGAAUUGAAGAAAGGACCACUCCCUACAGAUAUUGAAGAGACCGUAAUAACUAUCAUGCGGGAGGAGGGCGUUAGGUACAUAACGGCCAAGAUUUUACGCAUGCGGCUUGAAUCUAAAUACCAAAUGGAGUUUGGGCCACACAAGGCGGCUAUAGAUGACAUUGUUGCGAGGGCUAUGCAGCGUCCUGAAUUCAAGAAGCAGCUGGAGUUGGCGCUCAAGGAGAAAGAUGCAUCCAAAAGCAGCGGAGGGAAGGGAUCGAAGCGUGCCCGCAGUGCUGGAGCAGAGGCGCCCUCCAAAACAAAGAAGGAAAUGACGGAGAAGCCAAAGAAGCCCGCCGACUAUCCUAAGCCGGCUGUCAGUUCUUAUUUACUUUUCGUAGCUGAUCAGCGCGAGGAGCUGAAGGCGAAAAACCCCGGGAUGCAGAAUACUGCGAUUCUUCAGACGUUGGGUAAAAUGUGGAGUGAUGCGUCCGAUGACGUGAAAGAGCAUUACAGAAAGAAGGCAGAGGAGGACAAGGCCCGAUUCCGGCGUGAAGUAGACGAGUACAAGAGACAGGGUGGAAAGGAAUACGGACGGGGAGGGAAGAUAAAGAAGGAUUCCAACGCCCCAAAACGCGCGAUGACUUCCUUCAUGUUCUUUUCGAGUGACUUCCGAAGCAAGCACAGUGAUCUCAGCAUCGUAGAGAUGUCAAAGGCUGCCGGUGCCGCAUGGAAGGAGCUCGGUCCGGAGGAGAGGAAGGUCUACGAGGAGAUGGCAGAAAAGGACAAGGAGCGAUACAAGAGGGAAAUGGCAGCACUACCCAAGUAG